Messenger RNA from Jaculus jaculus (lesser Egyptian jerboa), 1883 nucleotides. It is a transcript of the gene Tex36, whose product is annotated as testis expressed 36. NCBI's taxonomy places the organism in Eukaryota, Metazoa, Chordata, Mammalia, Rodentia, Dipodidae. The record is from RefSeq and is a predicted model, not a curated record. Bases 1219 to 1773 code for a protein of 184 amino acids. The transcript is spliced from 4 exons.
CCUCUUCUCUCUUUAGCAUGUGGCUUUUAUAUCACACACGCAGCUGGUCUGUGGGAUCUUUGGCACCAUGCCUAGGAGCCUGUCUUUUUACCAUCCAUGUUGGCAGAGGGCAAGGACUCAGGCCACUAUCACGGCAACUCAUGUUAGAACCUGGAGGGGUGGAUUUGCAGAGAUGGGGGUUGAAGACAGUGUCUUGGCACAAGGGAGAGUUGGGCACACACUCCUACAGAUGCUCUUAGCACAAGAGGGAGCCGGAUGCAGCCAGACGCAUCCUCCUGUGGAUGCACACGCUUAGCUGCAUGUGGGACAGCCAGGACAGUCAUCCACACGACAGCCCCCAAAGGGGAAGAACAAGGCAGAAAGUUCGACCCUGAGCAACGCAAGGCGGGACUGAGUGUCCGGUUCAGGGACAACAGCCAGCUGCUAGGAACUGUCACUGAAGCCUCGGGAAGGCCAGGCAACGACCUUGAAAGGAUUCAUGAUUUCUGGCGCUGUGUCAUGAUCUUGAUGGUGCCCAUUUGUUGGCUGAGCGACCCUUGCUUACUCACUUGCCAACGUAGAAGGCUGUCAUGGAGAAUGAAUAAAAUCACAACCUUGGAAAAGUGCAUAGUUUAGCCCAACAUCUGGCCCAGAGAAACUGUUCAUGAAUGUCGCCUGUGUGCGGCCUCCACGCUGGGCUGGGCAGGUGAAGGACCUGAGUGUAGGGUGUGACAGAGGACAGACAGCUGUGGAAGGACUCCUGGUCCAGCAGCACUGUUGAUGUGGACUGGGUCAACCCCAGCUUGGGGCUCGUUUACUUCUCUGAACACUGGGAGGCCCGGAGAAGCGGUUACCACGGGGACGUCAACUCAGAUACUGUGCCCGGGAGUUAGAGGCGCAGCGUGUCUGCCUGACCCAGGGUUUUCAUGUCCUCCCUCCUUUGACCUGUUACUGGGGCUGCUCAGCUGCGACCUGGUGGCUUUCUGCUCAUACUCUCGUAUGACCUGUUACUGGGGCCAGUACUAAGAAUCCUCAAGGGGCUCAGAAGACUGUCCAUUGUGACGUAAGCUCCCAUUCCAUGACAACAGAGGGCAUUCCAGCUCUCGCCCCUGGGCCGUGGCUAAGAAGAAAAGAUCAGGGACAAGGAGAAGCAGGAGUGGCUCUCCCCACAUGUCAGGCUUCUGAGGCCAUGGGGAGGUGAGAGGGUCAACUCUCAGCACUUUUGGCUCCUGGGAGAGGAUGGUCAAAGGGAGUCGCUUCAACCCCACUUUGGAAAAGGACGGCAAAUGGUUCCCUCACAAUGUGCAGAAGACCCCGGAAUCCAUCACGGGUGCUAUGUUAAAAGAGCCCCUUUGUCCACACUUACCAAAGCAACUGGAGGCAAAGCUGCCACCAAUAUAUAAAGUCCGAGAGAAGCAAGCAGUCAACAACAGCUUCCCCUUCUCGGCGCAUGACAACCGGCACAGCUUCCAGAGCUGCGGAUGCUACCUGGACUCGGGCUUGGGACGUAAGAAGAUCUCUCCAGAUAAGAGGCAACAUGUUUCUCAAAAUUUUAACCUUUGGGCAUGUGACUGCACUCCGUCAUGCCUGGAUGGCCUUUCAAAUAACCAAAUAUCGUAUGUCUACAAAGAUGCCAUGGUGGUAUCGGGCUUCAGACGGUUUCCAAGAUGUUACAAGGAGAGAUGGAGUGCCAUGAAAUUCAUCCCCAAGCAAAGCUAUGCAGAGUUUUUGAAAAAGAAACCAAAGGUGAAGUUUGCCAAUGACACAAAGCCUGCCUCUCCGUGGGAGCCCUAGAGCUGCUCGAAUAUUCUUCACGAGUUGUGUAAUAUUUCCUCAGACCUCGUAAAGUGGACUUUUCAUUCAACACCAACAUGUGAUCGAUGAAAUCCUUUGAUGACUUUAAA